This is a messenger RNA of Trichomycterus rosablanca, 2256 nucleotides long. RefSeq names its product potassium voltage-gated channel, shaker-related subfamily, member 4 (gene kcna4). Gene Ontology annotation, cellular component: membrane; axon; voltage-gated potassium channel complex. Lineage: Eukaryota; Metazoa; Chordata; Actinopteri; Siluriformes; Trichomycteridae. The transcript has a single exon. Gene Ontology annotation, molecular function: protein binding; potassium ion binding; delayed rectifier potassium channel activity. The record is from RefSeq and is a predicted model, not a curated record. Gene Ontology annotation, biological process: protein homooligomerization; potassium ion transmembrane transport. Bases 1 to 1998 code for a protein of 665 amino acids.
AUGGAGUUUGCUAUGGUAGGGGCAGACAGUGGUGGGUGCAACCCGCAUAUGCCGUAUGGAUAUGCCCAGGCGCGCGCCAGGGAGAGAGAGCGCGAGCGGGAACGGCAGUCCCGUGCUGCGUCUGCGGCCGCGGCGGCGUCCGACCCCGGAGCGGCCGGUGAAGGAGGCGGCGGGGCAGGCGGAGCUGGUGCGUACGGUCAGCUGUAUCCGACUCGCACCGCCCCCUCGACCAACGCCAGUCAUGGAAGCGGCGGUACCGGAUCGCGCCCCUCCUCCUCCUCGUCCACCUCCGCCUCCUCCGUUCAGCACGAAUCCCAGGCGCAACUAGUGCGGGAGCGCAAAAAGCAGAGAGGAGUCGCGUCCUGGAGGCGGAACCGGGCGGCUCUCGGUGGAGACCUGCGCCACUCCGAGUUGGCGUUACUCGGCUCCGAGGAGGACGUUAUGAUCGACGAGGAGGACGAAGCCGACGGAGACGAGGAGGACCGGAGGUCCAGUAAAAGGUCCAGUCUGAUCUACACCAUGGACUACGAGGAGGAAACCGCGUCUCUCACAGACCGGCGUCCGCAAUCGGGAUACGAUAACGUCUACAAUGAGUACGGCUGCUGUGAGAGAGUGGUGAUCAACGUGUCUGGGCUGAAGUUUGAAACUCAGCUCAAAACUCUCGCCCAGUUUCCAGACACUCUUCUGGGGGAUCCUGCUAAACGCAUCAGGUACUUCGAUCCACUCCGGAAUGAAUAUUUUUUUGACCGCAAUCGCCCAAGCUUUGAUGCCAUCCUAUAUUUCUACCAAUCAGGAGGACGUUUAAAAAGACCAGUCAAUGUCCCUUUUGACAUAUUUUCCGAGGAGGUAAAAUUCUAUGAACUUGGUGAGGAAGCCAUGCAAAAGUUUAGAGAAGAUGAAGGCUUUGUCAAGGAGGAGGAGAAACCUCUUCCAGAAGAUGAGUUCAAGCGCCAGAUCUGGCUCCUCUUCGAGUACCCGGAGAGUUCAAGCCCAGCUAGGGGCAUUGCGGUAGUGUCUGUUUUAGUCAUAGUCAUCUCAAUAGUCAUAUUCUGUCUCGAGACUUUGCCAGAAUUCAGGGAUGACAAAGAGUUCCUGAGCCCAGGUAAAAACGCCACACAUCCUGACAGACGAUUUACACCUUUCAACGACCCGUUCUUCAUCGUAGAGACAGUCUGCAUCAUUUGGUUCUCAUUUGAAAUCAUAGUGCGCUUCUUUGCCUGCCCGAGCAAACCCGCUUUCUUUAAAAACAUCAUGAACUCCAUAGAUAUCGUCUCUAUUUUGCCUUAUUUCAUAACUCUGGGUACGGACCUGGCGCAGCAGCAGGGGAACGGUCAGCAGGCCAUGAGCUUCGCCAUCCUGAGAAUAAUACGACUCGUCAGGGUGUUCCGGAUCUUCAAGCUGUCCCGCCACUCGAAAGGACUCCAGAUAUUGGGGCACACCUUGCGAGCGAGCAUGCGUGAACUGGCGUUGCUUAUUUUCUUCCUCGUCAUUGGUGUGGUCCUGUUCUCCAGUGCGGUGUACUUUGCUGAAGCUGACGAGCCAACCUCACAGUUCACGAGCAUCCCAGAUGCUUUCUGGUGGGCAGUCGUGACCAUGACGACUGUGGGCUAUGGAGAUAUGAAGCCCAUAACGGUGGGUGGAAAAAUUGUGGGAUCGCUGUGCGCCAUAGCUGGUGUCCUUACCAUUGCACUACCGGUCCCUGUCAUUGUGUCCAACUUUAAUUAUUUCUACCACCGUGAGACUGAUAACGAGGAUCAGACACCUGCCGUCGAGUACCCGCCGCCAGGAUGCCCGUAUUUUCCCGAUUUUUUGAGAAAGUUUAAAGGGUCUGCAUCUGGGUCAACGCUAGGAGACAAAGCUGCUGAGUACAUGGAGAUGGAAGAAGGUGUGACAGAGUCACUUUGCGGUUUGGACAAACAGAGCCCGAGUAGAGGAAACGGCACAGACAUUGGCAGGAGGAAUAGUACACAUUCAAGAAGCUUACAGACAGAUGUAUGAUUAUAAAUACAAAGACGUUUCGUGAAUACGAUUGCACAAUUCACUUAGCACACCAAUGCACAAGUUUCGCAUCAGAUAGCCACACAAUGCAUAUUACCAGACAUGCACAAAUACACACAGGCACACGUUUUAUUUCUUAUGGACCUAGGCUGAAACUCAAUGCAACGUGGCUACCAACUGAAUAGUAACAGGCUACAUAAAAUCAAGAGCUUUACGUUACAAGCUGUAGGGAGGUGUGAGUUCAGGCCCACCUGUAGG